AUGUCUCAGCCGGAUUCUCCCACCAAAGAGGAGGCUCAAGUCACACUCUCAUCCGACAAAGAUUCUGGAAAUGUCGAUGCAGCUUGGAAGUUUCUCGACAAGAACCGAGAUGCCGCUGGUGCUUCUGAGUAUGUCGACAUCGACAAGAUGAGGCGUAAGAUUGAUUGGCAUAUUGUUCCUCUCAUGUUCUGUUGCUACACGAUGCAAUUCCUUGACAAGGUCAUCCUCAAUUACUCCGCCGUCAUGGGCCUCAACCAAGAUCUCAAUCUGAAAGGAAACGACUUUUCCAACAUCGCAACGUUCUUGUUCGUCGGUCUUCUUUGUUUCGAGAUCCCCAAUAUCUACUUUCUUCAAAUGGUCCCCGCCGGCAAAUGGUUGGGAGCCAACGUCAUCGCUUGGGGCAUAGCUACAGCCUGUGGAGCUGCUGCGCACAAUUACCAAACCCUCCUCGUAUCUCGAAUCUUCCUGGGAAUUUUUGAAGCGACGAUCGGACCCUCCCUCAUGUUGAUCAGCAGUCAAUGGUACACCAAGUCUGAGCAGGCUCCUCGAUUCUCAUUCUGGUACCUUGGUCUCGGUCUGGGUCAGAUCGUGGGUGGACUGGUGUCCUAUGGUUUCCAGCAUAUCGGUCCUGGCUCGUCUCUUGCAGGAUGGCGUAUCAUGUUCAUCACCCUUGGCCUAAUCACUGUCAUCAUUGGCUUAGCUACACUUAUCUUCCUCCCUGAUACACCAAUGAAAGCCAAGUGGCUCACGAGCAGCGAAAAGGUAGCGCUGCUCAAGCACGUCAGUGUCAACCAGACGGGUAUCCAGAGCCGCAAAUUCCGCCCCAAGGAAAUCGUUGAGGCGUUAUGCGAUCCUCAAUUGUAUCUUAUGCUCCUCUCAGUUGUUCUUCUUUCGGUAUCAUCUGGUGUGGUCACAACCUACUCUGCCACUCUUAUCCGCAACCUUGGCUACAACCCAAAGAGAGCUGCUUUGAUGAACAUGCCUUCGGGUGUUGUCAGCAUCUUCUUCACAUUGGCUGUUGGCUUUGGUAUUCGUCAUCAGUCACACCGCUGGGCCUGGAUCAUCAUGUGCAUCAUUCCUGCUAUCCUCGGUGGUGCCCUCAUGUCAUUUCUUUCCACUUCAAACAAGGCUGGUUGUCUGGCUGGAAUCUACCUGGUCAAUGCCGUUGUCGCUCCUCUAACCAUCUUCUACAACUGGACAGCUGCGAACUUUGGAGGUGCCACUAAGAGAGCGUUCGCUGCCGCCAUCGUCUCCGGUUCGUUCUCGCUGGGUAACAUCAUCGGACCACAGACAUUCCAAUCAAAGGACGCUCCAGAAUUCCGACCUGCCAAAUUGGCUGUCAUGGGUACUCAAGCCGGCUGUGCCCUGACUACCUUUGCACUAUUCAUGUACUACGUCUGGGCAAACAAGAGACGGGAUGAUCGUACUAAACAGGUUGAAGACGCGUUUAUGUCGCCUGAAGUCUGGUCUACCAUGACGGAUAAGGAAAACAAGCAUUUCCGCUACACGUAUUAG
This is a messenger RNA of Fusarium poae, 1515 nucleotides long. RefSeq lists its product as uncharacterized. Gene Ontology annotation, cellular component: membrane. NCBI's taxonomy places the organism in Eukaryota, Fungi, Ascomycota, Sordariomycetes, Hypocreales, Nectriaceae. Bases 1 to 1515 code for a protein of 504 amino acids. Gene Ontology annotation, biological process: transmembrane transport. Gene Ontology annotation, molecular function: transmembrane transporter activity. The transcript is spliced from 6 exons. The record is from RefSeq and is a predicted model, not a curated record.